UUGUUUGCGUUUCUGCUGCAUUCGCUAACUCGCCGGCAAGUGGAAUUCUUAUUACUAUUAUUGUUUUUGCAAAAUGCGUUGGCUUUAUGCCUGUUUUGUAAUCUUAUUGUGUGCGUUGAUCUUUUGCGAAUACGUUGCCGACUUUGUGGUAUUACAAAAGUGCAAAUGGCCCGAGAUACGACGCAAAAAAUAUGUGGACGAUCCGUUAAGGGCUAUGAUUAUUGCCGAUCCGCAUUUGUUGGGACCACAUCGCGGACACUGGUUGGAUAAGCUGUAUCGUGAGUGGCACAUGACACGUUCUUUCCAGGCAGCGUCUCGUUUGCUCCAGCCCGAUGUGGUCUUCGUGCUGGGCGAUCUAUUUGACGAGGGUGACAUGGUCAGUGAUAAGCAAUUCCAGGAGUACGUUUGGCGUUAUCUGCAGAUGUUUAAUCUGCCCGCUGGCAUACCGCUUAUCAGUGUGGUGGGCAAUCACGACGUUGGCUUCCACUACAAAAUGCAUCCGUUUUUCAUGUCGCGUUUCGAGAACUACCUAAACUAUUCCAAGGUUCAUCUUUACACUAUCAAACAAAUACAUUUUGUGGUUGUCAACUCCAUGGCCAUGGAGGGCGAUGGGUGUUUGUUCUGCGCGGAAGCGGAGUCCGCUCUCAAGAAUAUAUCAAGAACACUGCACUGCAUGCAACAUCCUCAUGAGGCGGAAUGUGCACGGACUCGUCGUCAUCCUUACAGUCAGCCCAUAGUCAUGCAACACUUUCCCACUUAUCGCAUAUCGGACCGGGUUUGUCGAGAACACGAUGCACCCCACAUUGAAACAUUCCGCGAACGCUAUCAUGUGCUAUCCAAAGAUGCCACCGAUAUGCUGGGCGAGCUUCUGAAGCCACGUCUGGCGUUCGCCGGGCAUUCUCAUUAUUAUUGCCAUAACAUCAAUCGGUUGGGCAUCGAUGAGUACACGGUAGCAUCGUUUAGCUGGCGCAACAAUGUCAAUCCCAGUUUCAUGCUGGCCACCAUUACGCCGGAUGAUUAUGCGGUAUUCAAGUGCAAAAUGUUGCCACAGCAGUUUGUCUUUAAUAGCUAUGUGAGUGCUGCAGUUGCCUGCCUAGUGUUAAUUGCAUUCCAGCUGCGAAAGUAUUUAGUGCGACGACGUCCAGCGACGGUAGCGGAGAAGAAGCACCACUAAGUGUAAUUAUAUGAACAUAAUGCUUGCUAAGUCCACACGGAAUAUACACACAUCGGGAGUCUGCCGACAAACAAAACAAAAAUGCCAAAGAAAUUAUACAAAUGGUUGAACUGGAUGCAAAGGAAAGACAAAUUAGGAUUCAAAACUAAAUAUAAACAUGAUGUACAUACAUUAUGAAUGUGAAACUAAACAAAAAAAAGGAUAUGCAGAUUCAUAGAUUCCUGUACCUUGUUACAAUGUGCGCGCCCAUUUUUUGUUCUUGCAAAAUCAAACUGCAAUUUGUACUACUAGACUAAAGAUAAAUUAAGAUACAACUACACUUACAACUACACUCGAUAAUAGGAAUAUAAUAUUUUGGCUAACUACUUGCUCUUCUUUUUUGUGUGGAAGUGAGGCGUAUUGUCUAUGAUUGACCAUUCAGCAGGUUCGUUUGCGCCUGCGCAUGAUGAUUGCGUCCCACGAAGCAUUCCUUUGGCAAACAUCUGUGCAACACUGGCGAUAUCAAAUCGGGAUCCAGUGAUUUCAGCUCUGUGGGUUUUGUGAACAGCGAGACAAUGGCACCAACCACAAUAACCGUAGCAACACCAAUGGGAUUGAUCCAAUGAUAUGAUAGUCGAUACAAUGGAAACACUUGCUCCUCAUCCACCCAAACGCUGUCGGGCAAUGUGACAUUCGCUGCACAGCUCUCCACGGACACUGGCAACUUCUGCGAAUUAAGUCCACCCGCUGCUAUGGUAAUUUGUGUGCCAAAUGAUAUCCAGCCCGCCAGCAAAGCGCCAGCAAUACCCCCUACUGCUGUCCCGAUAUUGUUGGCCCAUGGCACCAGCAUACCCAGCGUAAACAGACCAAACGUGGUGCCCGCAGCAAUGGCCGUCAUGGAGGUGCAGAUGCUCAGAAUGCCGCUCAACUGCUCGAGCACCAGGACCAGCGAGAGCGCCACCACGCCCAGCACAAUGAUGGACGUUUUCACAAGCACCGUGGAGGCGCGCUCGCUCGGCCGCAUCUUGAAGCAGCCGCGCACAAUAUCCUCCAGAAUGACCAGCGAUGUGGAGUUCAGCACCACGGAUAAUGAGCUCAACGCGGCGCCAAAGAUGCCCGCAAUAAAGAGACCAGCGAUGCCAGGAAUAUGCCCCACACUCUGCACCACAUACAGUGGCAACAGCUGAUCGUCGUGAGUGAUGAGGCCCGCGCUCAAUGGGUCACAAUCCUGAUACAUCUCAAAGAUCAGCAAUCCCACAUAGCAGCAAACGGA
This is a messenger RNA of Drosophila sulfurigaster albostrigata, 2426 nucleotides long. It is a transcript of the gene PGAP5, whose product is annotated as metallophosphoesterase 1 homolog. The record is from RefSeq and is a predicted model, not a curated record. NCBI's taxonomy places the organism in Eukaryota, Metazoa, Arthropoda, Insecta, Diptera, Drosophilidae. The transcript is spliced from 4 exons. Gene Ontology annotation, cellular component: endoplasmic reticulum-Golgi intermediate compartment. Gene Ontology annotation, biological process: GPI anchor biosynthetic process; endoplasmic reticulum to Golgi vesicle-mediated transport. The coding region runs from base 74 to 1174 and encodes 366 amino acids. Gene Ontology annotation, molecular function: phosphoric diester hydrolase activity.